AGUACAGACCAAAUAUGCAAAUUAAAGGGGGAGAUUGGGUCUAUUUCAAACUCCAAUCCUAUAGGCAGAUCUUAGUGGCAGUGACAUCCAUCCAAAAGCUGGCAGCCAAGUACUAUGUUACCCAUCAUAUUGUUGUUGGGGUUAGUGCAGUUGCUUACAAAUUAUUACUUCCUGGUCAGGCUGCUACACUUCAUUUUCUCAAGAUGAAGAAAUGUCAUUAAGUCCCUUCCACUAUCAACCAUUUUCGAGUGAUGCAGCUAGCUCAAGCUGACCUAUUCCCAUACGCACCUCAGAAAAGAGGUUGGUCAAAAAGGGAAAUAAAGCAGUGACAUAGGUUAAUGUGGAACGGUCUAACUUGGGUAGUAGCCACUCGACAUGGGAGUACCUCACAACAUUGCAGCUCAGGUUUCCAAUCAUUCGAAGUCCUAAUAUAGAACGAAGGCGGGUCAAAAGAGGAACAAGGCAGUAGUACAGACUUGAGGACAAGUCUGCUCUGAAGGAAGGGGUAUUGAUACAAGAUUAAGCUUCUUUGUCAUCUGAUCAGUAUAAAAGAGACGGAGAUACAUUGUAUUGAGCAUGUGAAUUGAUAAUCAAAUCUUUUUUUCUCUCAUUUUCUCUUAUUCUUCUUCCCCAAUCCUUUUCUUCUCCUCUGGUUAGACAUCUCGGAAGUUCUUCCCUAAGUCUGCAUCUAGAUUCUUCGAAAAGCUUCUUUUUCUUAGAAUCUCUGUUAAUUCGGUAUCACCUACUAUGAUUUAAGAGGUUGUUUCCAAGAGACCCCGCUCAGAGAAUUAUAAGAAAUAGGUUUAAUGCAUGAAAAACUAAUGUGCACUCUAUAUAUUCAAUCAUCGACCAUAAAAUCUAAGAAUAUGAAACAUGCUCAAGUGAAAAAAUUAAAGUACUCCGUAUAGUUUAAAACCAAAUCCAAAUCUCAAGAAUCAAUACAUGUUUCAUCUAAUUGUUUACUAAGUUCAUAGAAAUUACUCAAACAUAGAAUAAAAGGAAAUGAAUUAAAGAUAGGAGGAGGACUCAUUGUUUGAAUGGAUGAAACGGAAUAUAAGCCUCAGUUGUUCGAUCUGCCUUCUCUGCUGCGCUGUUCGAUUGUAUCCGCCCUCCUGCCAUCUCAUAUCUAUUGUUCGUCCCUCUUUUUAGUUUUUAGUAGUACUCGGCUGGGACAGCGGAACUUCACAUCCCUCACUCCCAACUUGUGUUGCAGAGAAAAUUACACCAGCUACUGUUACGCUGGUUGUGUAAAAUUAAAAAUUGAAAAUGAAGAGGUGAAUAUUUCAAUUAAGAGAUGAGAUGUGAAGAGCUACCACGGGACAAGAUUCACCGGAAAGGGCGAUUUAAGGUGACCAGUGGUGUCCGGACAGCUGAAGAAACAUGGGGAUUAUCGCAUAGCGCUUCUCUGCGAUCUCUGUGCUCGGUCGACGCAGCGCUUCAGAAGCUCCAUCUCAUCAUCUAUGCUCGGAAGCUCCGUCUCUCCGUCUCAUCGUCUGUGCUCGUCCGUCUCUCUGCCUGUGCUCCGAUUCACAAAUUAGCUACUGCAAAGGGUUCUGAAGUUCUGGCUUCUGGGAAAGACCGAAAGGAUUGGGAGUUGGGAGAUUGGGUAGGGCUUUGGCCCAAGUAAAUGAGUGAUACGGAUAAUAUAUAAUAAUACGAAGUAUUAACU
This is a messenger RNA of Cuscuta campestris, 1669 nucleotides long. Lineage: Eukaryota; Viridiplantae; Streptophyta; Magnoliopsida; Solanales; Convolvulaceae. The record is from the annotation of a GenBank genome assembly.